GGGACUUCCAGCGCCGGUUGCUAUGACAAGCGCGGCUCUUCCUUAGCAACGGCGCUGGGCCGCGGCGGCCGCGCAGCAGUGUCCUCUAGGCCAAGAAGCGUUUCCUCCUGCUGAGGAGAGGAACAAAAAGCCCUGUUUCUCUCAGCUGGUUGUGCUACAGCUCUUUGCUGAACUCCAGGGAGCCCCUCCGCCCCUUCCUGGAGUCUCUGUGGAAGGACCAUGGAAGAAACUGAGGAGGAAAAAAAGGACGAGGCUGAUUAUAAAAGGCUUCACAGUUUUCCUCUGAUUAGGCACUCGGACAUGCCGGAGGAGAUGCGUGUGGAGACCAUGGAGCUGUGCGUCACGGCGUGUGAGAAGCAUGCCACCAACAAUGAGAGUGCUGCCAAGAUGAUCAAAGAGACGAUGGACAAGAAGUUUGGGUCCUCCUGGCACGUGGUGAUUGGGGAAGGUUUUGGCUUUGAGAUCACUCACGAGGUGAAGAACCUGCUGUACAUGUUCUUUGGUGGCAGCCUGGCCGUGUGUGUCUGGAAGUGCUCCUGACCCCUGGCCGUGUCCCAGACUUGCUGAAUACAAGUGAUUUCUUCCUGCUCUUGACAAGUUUUGUAUGAUCUGGAGGUGGGGCUUUAUUUUUAAUACUUAAAUGUCAAGAUUUCUUUUUUUCAUACUGACGUAACAGUUCUGUGGGAUUCAUAAGGUUGGUGCAUGUGUGUGUAUGAACCUGCUAAACUGUCCUGUCCUUCCUUGUGGGAUUUCUCAUCUGUCUGUGGCUCUUUCCUUGGUGUUUGAGCUGGAGCAGGAGAGAAGUGAAGAAUAGGUAGUCUCACAACACACUGCACAGCACCCCUAGCAGGGGAAAGCAAAAGUAAAAGCAAAAAGGUGCCAUCUAGCCCUAUGUUUUUUUAACUUCCAUUUAUUCCACAUAGUUUUCCUCUUUUCUCUGCUUUCUUUGCUACCAUGGCUCUGACUAGUACCUGUCUUUCCUCUCUCUGGAUGCUGCUUAUACAUUCUUCCUCCCUUCUGAGAUGUCUAUGCAGACCUGAUAGCACCAAGGGUCUCCCUUCAGGCUGUCUGUGGAGGUGUGAGCCACAGGGAAGCAGUCCCAGAUUGCCCUUCCCUGCUGUUUUGGGAGGGUACAGCAGCUGAGCUGCCUGGGCGUAGGAGGUUGCUAUGCAAACUGCCCCCUCCUUUCUCACCCACAGCACACUGAGACAGCAUGAAAACACAGGCGGCUGACGAUGCCUGGGGAGUGGGUGAGAGCUCUUUUUAAGGCUCAAAUGCCUCCCUGUCAGUUCUUGGGGGUGUUGCAAGUGCUGUGUACUUUCAGCAUCUUGUUUGGAGGUUGACAGAGGAAGAAGGCUCCAUGUGAAAUAUAACUUGGUCAUCGGAAACCUAACGUCGUUCUGGACUUGCGUUCUUUUAGCCUGUUUCAUUUUUUAUAGCUGUUGGUGUUGGAGGAUGGAAUGACCGUAACUGUGUUACACGUAUGGUUUAUUUAUAAAACCUGGGGAACUGUGCUUUUACAAUAAAAAUUCCAUAAAAUGUC
Catharus ustulatus (Swainson's thrush) is the source of this 1543-nucleotide messenger RNA. RefSeq names its product dynein axonemal light chain 4 (gene DNAL4). Gene Ontology annotation, biological process: microtubule-based process. The record is from RefSeq and is a predicted model, not a curated record. Gene Ontology annotation, molecular function: dynein intermediate chain binding; dynein light intermediate chain binding. NCBI's taxonomy places the organism in Eukaryota, Metazoa, Chordata, Aves, Passeriformes, Turdidae. The transcript is spliced from 4 exons. Gene Ontology annotation, cellular component: dynein complex. The coding region runs from base 220 to 540 and encodes 106 amino acids.